AUGACCUGAUCCGCAGGCGCGCCGCCCCGAUGUGUGGCUCUCCCGGCGCCCCUCGAUUUCCUCGUCCCCACCGCUGUCCUCGUCGACGACAGCGCCAGCGGCGCCACUUCUCCUCCCCACACUCGCACAAGCCUUAAACCCUCACUCCUCUUCUUCCGCGACUUCCGGAACUCGACACCACCCUAUCUCUUUCAAACAUGGCACCUUCCGCUACCUGCCCUCCUCACUCCAUGGCGUCCGUCUCCCGGGCCCUCCGCCCGCGCCCGCGUCUCGCCACCGCCUGCACGGCUGCUCCUCGUCUCGGGUGCGGGUCGAGGGUUGCAUGCUCUGUGCCAGCAUAUGGGGGUGCAACGGAGAAGACCGAACACGGACUCGCCAUUGCGUCCACACUAGCCGCCACUGUUGGUCCGGUUGUGAGGAGCCGUCAAAUUUUGUGCAAGGCUGAAGCUAACAUAUCUAGUAAUCUGCCGGAGAGUGUGGCUAAUGGAGUGAGCCAGUAUGAGAAAAUAGUGGAGCUACUCACCACACUUUUCCCUGUCUGGGUCAUAUUAGGUACCGUUAUUGGCAUCUACAAGCCGUCCAUGGUCACAUGGUUGGAGACUGAUCUUUUUACUGUGGGGCUCGGAUUCCUAAUGUUGUCAAUGGGACUAACAUUGACAUUUGAAGAUUUCAGGAGAUGUAUGAAGAAUCCAUGGACAGUGGGUGUGGGAUUUAUUGCGCAGUACUUCAUCAAACCUUUGCUAGGAUAUGCCAUUGCAUUGACCUUGAAGUUAUCCGCUCCUCUUGCUACUGGUCUUAUUUUGGUUUCAUGUUGCCCCGGUGGUCAAGCAUCAAACGUUGCAACUUACAUAUCUAAAGGAAAUGUUGCACUUUCAGUUCUUAUGACCACUUGUUCGACUAUUGGUGCUAUAGUGAUGACACCACUCCUUACUAAACUCCUUGCUGGUCAACUAGUUCCUGUUGAUGCUGCAGGCUUGGCCAUCAGUACUUUUCAGGUUGUUCUAGUACCGACUAUUGUUGGAGUUUUGGCACAUGAGUAUUUUCCGAAGUUUACUGAGCGCAUUAUCUCCAUAACACCGCUAAUAGGGGUCCUCCUCACCACUUUGCUUUGUGCUAGCCCUAUUGGGCAAGUCGCAGAUGUGUUGAAAACUCAAGGUGCUCAACUUAUCCUCCCUGUUGCUCUGCUGCAUGCUGUUGCAUUUGCUCUUGGGUAUUGGCUCUCGAAAUUGUCUUCUUUCGGAGAAUCAACUUCUAGGACCAUCUCAAUUGAAUGUGGGAUGCAGAGUUCUGCACUCGGAUUUUUACUUGCCCAAAAGCACUUCACGAACCCACUUGUCGCUGUUCCUUCUGCUGUCAGCGUCGUGUGCAUGGCGCUUGGAGGGAGUGCUCUUGCAGUUUUCUGGAGAAACAGAGGGCUGCCAGCAGAUGACAAAGACGAUUUCAAGGAAUGAAGCAAGCCGCUCCUGUUUCAGUUGUUACCUUGUUUUAGUUCGAGGACAGUUACAUCAGGAAAAGACAGGAACCUUAUUCUAGAUAAAUUGAUUGUCGGUAGGACUCGUGUUAAUCUUUAGGCGUGGCUUUAUACUCAAGUGUAUUGUAUUUUAAAUCUUCGAAAUAAGCUGCUUAUUAGUAAAGCAGUGAUUUAUUUCAUGGGCCUUUGUGAAGGAACCCAUCCACAUCAUGUGGGCAAUCAGUACAUUUGAUUCUAGGGUGGUUUUUGGUGAAUAUUAGUUUUUUUGAGCUAUUUGAUUUUCAAGAA
Molecule: messenger RNA, 1759 nt
Organism: Brachypodium distachyon (stiff brome)
Lineage: Eukaryota; Viridiplantae; Streptophyta; Magnoliopsida; Poales; Poaceae
Product: probable sodium/metabolite cotransporter BASS2, chloroplastic
Exons: 13
Coding region: 198-1451 (417 amino acids)
Cellular component (GO): membrane
Source: RefSeq, a predicted model, not a curated record